Molecule: messenger RNA, 1909 nt
Organism: Haliaeetus leucocephalus (bald eagle)
Lineage: Eukaryota; Metazoa; Chordata; Aves; Accipitriformes; Accipitridae
Gene: TESPA1
Product: thymocyte expressed, positive selection associated 1
Exons: 10
Molecular function (GO): signaling receptor binding
Source: RefSeq, a predicted model, not a curated record
GGCGGGAUGCCACGGCUGAUGGCCCCUUGCCGGAGAUAGGCAGCGCUCGGUGGGGCUGCCCGGCUGCCCCCCACGGUGGGAGACCCCCAGCCCAGCCGGUGCUGCGGCCAUGGAGGGCUCGUCGGUGCUCAGCCCUUCGUCAUGGGAGAGGCGGCGUGCGUGGGCCAGGCAGAGCCGGUGCUGGCGGACCACCGUGGUGGAGGAGGAGGCGGCCGCCGCCAUGCAGGAUGUCCCCGAGCUGCAGCCACCCCAUUUGGAUGACGUCUUCCUCGAAGGAAGCCCCUCCAGCAAGAUAGAGACGUGGCUGCAGGAGUGCGGGUCAUCGGUGGAGGUCCCACCGGAGGAGCUGGGCUUGCCGGGCCCCUACGUGUGUGGCAGCAACGGGACCAGCUUUGAGGAUGACUUGACCCUGGGAGCUGAAGCUCUUUUGCUACCGAGGAGUGACAAGGCCAUGGGCAGAGUUCUGCGGGACAAGCACCUCAACCUGGGGCACAGCAUGGCGUCCAGUGCCCUCUCCAGCCUCACCACCAAGACCAGCUCCAGCAUCUCCGAGGUCCUGGAGUGGUGGGAGGCGGACGCCGAGGAGAUCCUCUACAACCUGGGCUUUGUGCAGAGCGAGCCGGAGGCCGUGGCCCGCAUCCCCGCACGCUUCUUCUCGGCUCCUUCCCGUGCCAAAGGCAUCGACUUCCAGCUCUUCCUCAAGGCCCAAGUGCGGCGCAUGGAGAUGGAGGAUCCCUGCCUGAUGCUGGCCAGUCGUUUCCAGCAGGUCCAGGCUCUGGCUGCAACGGCCGAUGCUUUCUUCUGCCUCUACUCCUACGUCUCGCGGACCCCCGUGCAGCGCAUCUCCCCCUCCCGCCUCGCCUGGGCUUGUACCGACGUCCCCAAUAUCCGCAUCGCUCCCACCCAGCCCAGCACCCUUUCGCCCGUGGAGCGCCUGAAGAAGGCUGUGUCCACCAUGUGCCUCUACACGUCCCCACGGGAUGAGGACAGCCCACGGGGGACCAGCCGGCUGCCCACCGUGCCCACCAGCCAGCCCAGUGCCAUGGGGAAGGUGGUGCAGGAGGUGCUGGAGCGGGCGCGGGAGGAGAGGUUUCGGUUCGAUCCGGCCGAUGUCCUUGAGGGCUGGGGAAGGGACGGGGAUGCGGGGAUGGCGCAGCACCGGCGGGGAGCAGAGGGGUCCCCACCGGUGUCACCGUCACUGCGGCUGGUGCAGGGUGUCCCUGCGUGUCCCGAUCACGGUGGUGUGGAUGCCCCGACGUGCUGCGGAGGGGAGCGGGAGCCAUCCCCGAGGCCAGCCCCAGCGGGGACACCGGUGGGUGCUGCACGGGGACACUUGGAGCGGUCCUGUCCCCAUGGCGGGGGGAGCGGUGACAGCCCUGCGGGGGUGGCUCAGGGGGCCGGGGAUGCUCCGUGCCCCAUGGGAGCAGGACGGAUCAGCACGGAGGAGAACCAGCCGGACACUGCUGCAAAUGUCACCUUGUCCGCAACGCCGGCUCCCAUGGCCCCCCACUCCGGCCAGAUAUGGGUCACCCCUGAGCACCCAGAGGGGCUGGGAUCCGAGGGGGACUCCGGCUUCGGCUCCGGCUCCUGGGGGACCUUGCCCAGGAGGAAGGCAGGGUACCACGGGUGCCAUCCGGGUGACCCCCUGGACCCCGCUGGGGCACAUUCCCCCAGCUCAGACACACCAAGAGCUGGAGGUCACCGGGCUCGGCGGAGCAGGGGCUGGCGCCGGGGGGGACCCCUGAAGGACACCGGGUGGCAACAAGGCGAUGCACCGGGGCUGCAGACCCUUGGGAAGAGCCCCUCACCCCACCGUCCCAGCUGGCAGGAACCCGUGGACUCCUUCGAGAUGGAGGAGGUGCUGAGCGCCAGUGAGGAAGAUGAUGAUGAUGACGGCGAUGCCCGCAAG